Messenger RNA from Iphiclides podalirius (scarce swallowtail), 318 nucleotides. Lineage: Eukaryota; Metazoa; Arthropoda; Insecta; Lepidoptera; Papilionidae. The record is from the annotation of a GenBank genome assembly.
AUGAAACUGUUCAUCGUCGCCGCUCUGUUCGUCGCCGCCGCCGUCGCCGCGCCCGCCACCCCCGACGGUGAUGCCCAGAUCGUCCGUUACGACAACAACAACAUCGGCGUUGAAGGCUACGCCUACGCCGCUGAGACCUCGAACGGCAUCAAGACCCAAGAGGAGGGAGCUCUGAAGAACAUCGGCACCGAAAACGAGGCCCUCGAAGUCCGCGGACAGUUCUCUUACAUCGGCGACGACGGCAUCAACUACGUCAUCACCUACAUCGCCAACGAGGGUGGAUUCCAGCCCGAAGGCGCUCACAUUCCCAAGAGCAAA